AUGUCACUUGCUGACGCCAAAGUUAUCGGCACCGAGCCAUUGCCGGAGAAGGAGGCAGUAUGGACCAAGCUGGUUAAAAAAGUCUACGUCGACCCCAAGGGCGUCGAGCGCACAUGGGAAUCUGCCGAGCGCACUACCCGGCCGGCAGGUAGUGACAUCGACGGCGUGGGGAUCGCCGCCAUUUUGGAGAAGGAUACCGGGCCUGAAAUCAUCCUGCAAAAACAGUUCCGCCCUCCCGUCGACAAAAUCGUCAUCGAGCUCCCCGCCGGGCUCAUCGACGCCGGCGAAACACCCGAGCAAUGCGCUGUGCGCGAGCUCAGGGAGGAAACAGGCUACGUGGGCGAGGUGCUGGACACCUCGCCCGUAAUGUUUAAUGGCUAG
Molecule: messenger RNA, 381 nt
Organism: Thermochaetoides thermophila DSM 1495
Lineage: Eukaryota; Fungi; Ascomycota; Sordariomycetes; Sordariales; Chaetomiaceae
Exons: 4
Coding region: 1-381 (126 amino acids)
Biological process (GO): nucleoside phosphate metabolic process; ribose phosphate metabolic process
Cellular component (GO): nucleus; cytosol
Molecular function (GO): ADP-ribose diphosphatase activity
Source: RefSeq, a predicted model, not a curated record